Cuscuta europaea is the source of this 1170-nucleotide messenger RNA. The record is from the annotation of a GenBank genome assembly. NCBI's taxonomy places the organism in Eukaryota, Viridiplantae, Streptophyta, Magnoliopsida, Solanales, Convolvulaceae.
UUGUGUGUGCUCAUCGGCAGCUCCCUGCCGACUCUCUGACCAAAAUUUUGUGCAUAAGUUGUCCUUAAAAUCGGCAAAAAGCUAAAAUGUUCGUUGCCUUGCGCAGUCCUCCGAUCUGAGGAUGUUGGAGUGAAAAUAUCAUAAGGAGCAUCAAAGAAAUGCGGUGGUCCGCCCUGUCAAUCCCUCUCUCAAUUCUUCUUCUCUCCAUUCUCUUCAAAUUCUUCCCUCGCAAUUCGUUCCGCUCUUCUCCACCUACACAGAGAUUGUUCACUCCGGAGCAGCUAGCUCUUUACAAUGGUUCCGACCCAAACUUGCCCAUUCUUCUUGGCAUCAUCGGGUCUGUAUUUGACGUAACAAAAGGAAAGAGUCAUUAUGGUGCGGGUGGUGCUUACAAUCAUUUCGCAGGAAGAGAUGCUUCACGUGCAUUUGUUUCAGGAAACUUUACAGGAGAUGGACUUACGGACUCGUUGCUUAAUUUAUCUAGCACAGAGGUUAAAAGCAUUGUUGAAUGGAGAGGUUUCUACUUCAAAACAUACAUUUUUGUUGGGAAUCUAGUUGGCCGUUACUAUGACAGCAAAGGGAACCCCACAAAAUAUUUAAGAGGAGCAGAAGCGAAGGCUGCUAGAGGCGCUCAACUGCUUGAGAAGCAAAAGAAUGAAGAAGAGAAGAUUCCUGGUUGUAAUUCCAGAUGGAGUCAAGAUGAGGGAUCUGAGGUUUGGUGUGAUGAGGGUUAUCCAAGACUGGUUCAACGACCUAUAGAGAUAGCCAUCACAGGGAAGAUGAGUAAGCGGUGCGCGUGCUUCAAGAACGAUGAACUUGACCAACACGGCUUAGAAAUCUAUGAAGGAUGCGAUUAUUCCUCUCAAAAGUGCCGAUUAUAAUGCUUGUCAAGCUUCUGCCAAUCUUUUAGGGUGUAUUUGGCAGGGAGAUUAGUGGGGGAAGAUAGCGGAGAUUUGUUUUUGUUUCAACUAAUAUCAGAAAAUUACAGACCAUAUUAGGAAGACAGACAGGCUUCCUAAUUUUAGUGUACAUUUUAAGAUGCGUCUAGUUUUUAAGAUGUAGAUUCAUACUCUUGUAUUUUGUUGAGCUUAGUUAAAAUUUAUCCCUCUCACACUAGAUUCGUAGCACUUACUUUUGGCAUGAAAAAUCAAUUCCCUUUUUAUCCUUUGC